Molecule: messenger RNA, 2454 nt
Organism: Cercopithifilaria johnstoni
Lineage: Eukaryota; Metazoa; Nematoda; Chromadorea; Rhabditida; Onchocercidae
Source: the annotation of a GenBank genome assembly
AUGAGACUAGCUCUGUGGGAAGCACGUCAUGCGGCCGCGCUAAAGAAUUACGAUGCUGCGGCUCGAUCCUAUAUGACAUUAUUCAAUGACCUUGAACUCGAAGAUCGACGAAAAUAUCUGGAUGAAUUUGUUUCUGUAUUGGAAGAGAUGAGUUCAGACGAUGGUGGCGGUGAUUAUUCGAGACAAAUUAUGUUACUACUUCAUAGUCGUGUGCUAUUCCCGCAUGAAGCUGUUGUUUUGAAUGCAUCAGCUAAAUUCUUCUUUGCUGUUGGGCGUCUUUUGGAAGCUUUUGAUUUUGCUCAGGAAGCAGUCAGUGGAAGCGAAGGUCUACCACAUGUUUAUGCGCUUGUAAACUUGGAAAAUAUUAAAUCGAAUAUCAUGGACCAGUGGCAUUGGGCAAUGUUAAAUGAUGCUAAGCGUAAUGCUGCUUAUGCGGCUGCUAUAGAACUUGUGGCUAAUUGGAGACCAGAAAGUCGUGUUCUCGAUAUUGGUACGGGCACUGGUCUGCUCACAUCAAUUGCACGCAGGCACUUCAAAAACGAUGUAUAUUGUUGUGAAGUUGAUCUGAAUAUGUGUGACAUUGCUGAGAAAGUACUGAAUGAAGCGGUGAUCCGUAAACAUUCUUCGGAUGUUAUGAUCGAGGAUAUUGGUUCCGAAAAGGUAGAUGUAAUAAUUACCGAAACGAUGGACUGUGGUUUAUUAGGAGAAGGUAUUGCAUGCUCAUUAUAUGACGUACAGACACGAAUCUUGUCAUCGUCACCAAUUAUUGUUCCGAGAUGUGCAACGGUGUAUGCAUGCAUCAUCGAGAGUCCAGCAAUAAUGGAUGAGCAUAUCGCAGUUUUUUGUGGACAUCGUUUUGCUUCAGAUAGCGUCACAUUUUCAUACGACCCUCAGAGAAGAUCAGAGAUGAUGGAACUGGAACCAUACUGGUGUUCUUCAGUAACUGAAAUUCGUGGAGGAUACAGAAUCUUGAGCAAAACUGUUGAAAUAUUCGCGGUAAAUUUUGACAGUUGUGCAGAACUGGAAAAAAUUGUUAACGAUGGCACCACAGAUCUGCGAAUGGCCCCCAUAAUACGUGAUGGUACUGCACACUGCAUCAUGGCAUGGUUCAGCUGCGUAUUGUUUCCUGGUGCACCAAUUCUUGAUACAAGUCCAGAAACAGGCGGCUGUUGGCAGCAAGCAUUAUAUCCGUUACCAAAACCGAUAACCUUGCAUCGGGGUGCCAUUUGUACAUUGAAAGUUAAGUCUUUCAAGGAUCGAUUGUUGUGUGCUCUUCGAGAUAUUGUUAUUCCUGAAGAUCUUGAAGUUGCUGAAAAUGCAGGGCAAUCAUGCAGCAGUAACAAUGACAACAGCACAUCAUUCAAAGGGAAUAAUACUGAAGAAGAAUCAAAAAUUGACGAAGAUGAAGAACUACCAUCGAAACGUACCAAGCAUGAUAGCGAAACAACUGCCAAUAUGAUAAUUAGUUAUAAGAAUUAUGCAUCAACGGAUGCUAUUACUGUUCUACCCAAUAACGAUUUUUUAUUGAUGAACGAUAAGCAGUUAAUACAUUUUUUCAAACGCAGUUUGGUUGAUAUCCAACGACAAGAAGGAAUGUUAAAUAAGGACCGGGAUAUCUACAUCCUUGAUAUAACCAAUUUGGGUGCAGUGUCGAUAGCUAUGGUGAAUGCGUUUCCAGAAAUGCAGUUUAGUUGUUAUAAUAAUGACGCCCAUAAACUGGUUCAUCUUUUCUCCCCUCAUGUCCACAACUUUGGCGCAUUUCCGGAUAAUCAAGAUUCUCUCUUGACAGAUGGGAGCAUGACUGAGAAUGGCUGCCCACUGAUAUCAUCCAAACCCCCUCGAACUUAUUUCGAGGAUGCUGAAUGUUCUGAUGCACUAAUAUGUUGGCCAGUUAGUUCGCAUGGGUUUCUUCUGGAAACAGUGCUAAAUCGUGUGCUCAGUUUCCGUCUUUCUAAUCAGCAAGCGCAAAUUAUUCCAUCGAAGAUUUCGGUUAUGGGUCAAAUUGUGAGUUGCCCCGAUAUUGUAAAACGAUCCAAGCCAUGUCCUUCGGCAUAUCAAGGAGUUGACCUCUCAGCAAUCACUGAUCUCGCUAUUUCAUUUUAUUAUGACAUCGAGCUUUCUGUUUUAAAGCAUGAAGUAUUUUCUAAUCCAUUUGAACUUAUGGCCAUUCGAUUUGAUAAGCCAAUGCCAGUAAAUCGAUCGGAAAUGCCGGAAUUUAUUUGCCUUACCGAAAUACCAUCGGAAUUCAUUAUCAAUGCAGAUGGUGUAGCCGAUGGUUUACUAUUCUGGUUUGAUGUUGAAAAUGGCAAGCAUUUGUACAGUACUCGCUCUUCCAAUACUCUCACUCGAUGUGCCUUAUAUUUAUUUGACGAAAGUCGUGAGGUGUCGAAAUAUGAUCGUAUCUACAUCAAAUCUUCUAAUUAUCAUGGUAAUUUGACCUUUGAGAUGGUAUGA